AUGAAAAGACAUUCUACAUCAUCCAGUUCAGAGAGACCUUCAAAAGGCGCAAAGCUAAAUGAAUGUACAGUAGCAUCAGCUCAAGAAGCGGAUUAUUCCAGCACAGUAAAUCAAGAAGGUGCCUCUUCUUCCUCGAGUGAACCAGAGCCAUCGAAAAAAGUACAACAAAAGAUUGAUAAGAAGUCAAGUGCCCCUCUUUGUGGGUUAACGGCACACGCACGAUCAACGAGCAACCAGUGCCCAGACAAGAAAGCGAUAAUGCCUGUAUGCAACUCUGAUGAAAGGGUUGAAAACUUUCAUAUCAAGGAUCUAGCAGAUUAUACCACCAAAGUUUUGUUUAUGGGACCCCUUUUUGCCAACUUUAUCUUCAUCAAACUGCUCGAUGAUGGCCAGGCUAUUCCAAUUAUUGAACAAAGUUUAUUCACAAAUAUAUUUGCGGGAAGAAAACCGAAUGACUUGACCGAUUUUUACUAUCAAUUGUUCAAUUUUACAAAAUUGGGAUUUCGUACUAGAGACAAUCUUCCGAGCGGGAAGAAGUUUAGAAACGUUAUAACGACAGAAGAUCAUUCAGUAUCUUUUCUUUUUACCCGAACUGUCAAGAGAUCUUUGGCAACAACUAAAAAUCCCUCAGAUUUUAUUGAUGACAUCCGAAAUGGCUGUGAUGUUUGGGGAAUAGACCCAGGUGUUUCUACAAUCUUAACCUCUGUAGAUACAUCUGGAAGGCAAAGUACAACAAGUUUGGAUGAAUAUUAUCAUCUGUGCGGCUAUAAUAAUGCAAAUUUUAUACGAAAGAAGCAUCAAGAACAACACACGGCUCAGUUUUUGAAAAUUUCUAAUUUAAGCUCACUGAAGACAUCAAAUGUCACAGAGUUUGCAAAAGCCUGCAAGACAGGCUCAGUUUGUAUGAUGAUAUUACAAGAUACUCAAGCAAAAUUUUGUAGGUCAUCAAAAUUGAAGUUUCAAUGCUAUAUUCGUAAACAAAAAGGGGUGCAUGAAAUCUGCAAACGGCUAAUGCACGGAAGUAUGAAGUAUAACAAGAAGACGUCUACUGGGGCCAAGACACCGUCUGCUGAAAAUGAAAGCAAAUAUUGCCCUCCUGCUCCUCUUGAUCAUCCUGACAAGCCCAGAAAAACAAUAAUUACUUUUGGCGAUGACAUGUUUAACAGCAGCCUGAGAGGAAACAGAGGGGCAUCUGUCCGCCUUAUAAAAAAGGCUUUGCAAAAAUAUUGCGGGAACCAAUUAGAAAUAUGUAUGGUAGAUGAAUAUUUGACAAGCCAAAUAUGCAACAGAUGUAAAAAUAGAAAUAUGGACAAUAUUGUAACUGAGAAGUCAAAACGAAGAGUACAUAAGAUAUUGAAGUGUAAACAAAACACUUGCAACAUUGUAUGGAGUCGUGAUAUCAUGGCUGCACACAAUAUCUUGGACAUGUUUCUAUUCGCUGCAAGAAACAAUAAUCAGCGUUUUGAUGUUUUCACGCGUCAAGGUGCAUCUAAUGACCAACCUUCCGCCCUUGUAACGGUGAACAUGCUGUCAUCUGUUGGCGUGAAUCCUUCCGGUUUCUCUAAGCUUCUUUGCACCAGGUUUUACGCUCACAUCGUUCGACCGCAGCUUGAGUAUGACCUAGUUAUCAAUCGCUUCACGAUCUCUCAGCUUUACGCUCUAGAGGAAGCCCAGAAUAAUUGCAUCAAGAAAAUCUACGGUGCUCGAGGCAAAGCAUCCAUUAAGAUUAUGCUCUACAUGCCCAAGUUACCCAUCGUGUCUGAACGAGUCAGUAUACUACAGGCACAGUUCCUCUUUCGUUCCUUAGAUUUACCAGAAGAUGCACUGCUUGUUUGUCUGUUACCUUAUAUCUGCAAUACCAGAGGAAGCCAGUGGUACGCUCUCUCUCAUACAUCGCUUUGA
This is a messenger RNA of Rhizopus microsporus ATCC 52813, 1902 nucleotides long. RefSeq lists its product as uncharacterized. The record is from RefSeq and is a predicted model, not a curated record. The transcript is spliced from 8 exons. Lineage: Eukaryota; Fungi; Mucoromycota; Mucoromycetes; Mucorales; Rhizopodaceae. Bases 1 to 1902 code for a protein of 633 amino acids.